Glarea lozoyensis ATCC 20868 is the source of this 1161-nucleotide messenger RNA. RefSeq lists its product as uncharacterized. The record is from RefSeq and is a predicted model, not a curated record. The transcript has 3 exons. Bases 1 to 1161 code for a protein of 386 amino acids. NCBI's taxonomy places the organism in Eukaryota, Fungi, Ascomycota, Leotiomycetes, Helotiales, Helotiaceae.
AUGGAUACGCGUGAGAAGCGGCCGUUGGACGAAUUGGAAAAGGGAUUCUUGCCACAUGAGAGCUGGGAGGUGCUUGAAUGGGGUGAAUGUGGAAAGCUGGGGGGGAGAAGUCGUGCGGGGUGCGAGGGGAGCACAUAUAAGAUCAUGUUUGCGAUUACACUUCUGGUUUUGUGCUGGCAUUAUGGGUUUGUGGUUGCGAGACCUAGUGAGAUUGCUAGACGGGUAGAUGGGGUUCCAAAUUAUGUGAUUGACUAUGCUCCAAUUGUCUAUCUCGAUACCGCCGAAGCAUACUUUCCCUCAGACAUUGGCGCGCAACUUGCAAAUACACAGCCAGAGAUCAACUUUAGUGUCAUACCCAAUGCGCCAAACCCAUUGACAGUCAACAAUGUCGAUUCCUUGAACGGGUUCGGCAGUGGUGGUUCAGACGUCUACUUGACUACCACCAUAGACAUCACCAAGUCUCCAGCACCCAAAUGGCUUGAAGGUGUGGUUCCCGAUUCUUCCGGAAAGACAGGAUCCGCCGUCUCAUCCGCCAUCAUCGUCAAUGAUCACGGCAGUGGCGCCAUAGACGCAUUCUACAUGUACUUCUACGCAUACAACCAAGGAAACACGGUGCUGGGACAGGAACUUGGAGAUCACAUCGGCGACUGGGAACACAACAUGAUCCGAUUCAAAGACGGCGUCCCACAACACGUCUGGUACUCCCAACACAGCGGCGGUCAGGCUUUCACUUAUCGCGCCACCGAGAAAGUAGGCAAACGACCAGUCAGCUACUCUGCAAAGGGCAGUCACGCCAACUAUGCCAUCGGCGGCAAACACGACCACACCAUCCCCGGUCUCAACCUCCCAGACGGCCUGAUCGUCGAUCACACCUCCAAAGGCGUAUCCUGGGACCCGACGCUCUCCUCUUACUACUACAAUUUCAAACCCUCGGACGGCAGUUUUGAGGGCAUUAAUAACAGUCCCGUCGCCCCCAUGAAUUUCAAGGGAAAGUGGGGCGAUGCGCAGUAUAAAGAUGAUGAUAAACGCCAGAAGGAGUUCUUUGGGUUCAAGAAGUUCGUGGGUGGUCCGACUGGGCCGGGGGAUAAACAGUUGAAUCGCACGAAGGUUUGUCCGGAGAGUGAUGUUCCUUGUGUUUUGAGGGAUAAACUUGUUCCUUAA